AUGGCGUCACUGCAGAUACUGCUCUGCCUCUGUGUCGCCGCCGCGCACCUGGCGGGGACCCGAGGCACCACCACCCCUGAGGAGCCCAUGGUGACUGCGUGGGGCCUUGAAGGUUCAUUGCUGCAUCCUGGCCAGCCCUCGCCAGCCCUGGAGGACUGGGAAGAGGCCAGCGAGUGGACGUCCUGGUUCAACGUCGACCACCCGGGAGGCGACGGUGACUUCGAGAGCCUGGCUGCGAUCCGCUUCUAUUACGGGCCGGCGCGAGUGUGCCCGCGGCCGCUGGCGCUGGAGGCGCGCACCACAGACUGGGCCCUGCCGUCAGACGUCGGCGAGCGCGUACACUUGAACCCCACGCGAGGUUUCUGGUGCCUCAACCGCGAGCAGCCCCGAGGCCGCCGCUGCUCCAACUACCACGUGCGCUUCCGCUGCCCGCUCGAGGUCACGUGGGGUGCGUGGGGCCCGUGGGGUCCCUGUUCGGGGAGCUGUGGGCCAGGCCGUCGCUUGCGCCGCCGCCGCUGCCCAAGCCCCGCUGCGGAUGCGUGUCCUGGGCGUCCCCUGGAGGCGCAGAAGUGUGUGAGGCCUCCAUGUCCAGGGUGUGGUCCCAACACCUGUGGGUGCCCUGACCACAUCCUUCUGGGCUCGGUGGUCACCCCAUCUGGGCGUCCGCCCACAGCCAGGGUCUCCUUGCGAGACUGGCCUGGCACCAUGGCUACUAGCCAUGCCCACGGAACCUUCUGGGUGCCUGGAGUCUGUGCCAGCAGCCGAGCCAAUGUCAGUGCCCAAAUGGAUGGCUUCCCUGCAGGCAUGGCCCAGGCCCAGGCCCAGGCCAAGAGCUCCAACUCUGCUGUGGUCACUGUUGUCCUUAAUAAGUUGGAGAAGCCCUACCUGGUGAAGCACCCUGAGUCCCGAGUUCGAGAGGCUGGCCAGAAUGUGACCUUCUGCUGCAAAGCCUUGGGCACCCCCAUGCCCAAGAAAUACUCCUGGUUCCACAACGGGACCCUGCUGGACAGGCGAAAGCACAGGUACAGGACCCACCUGGAGCUGCAUGGGCUUCACCCAGACCAGGCAGGCACCUAUCACUGCAAAGCGUGGAAUGAUGCCGGGGCCGUGCGAUCGGGCACUGCCCAACUCACCGUGCUUGCCCCAGGCCAGCCAGCCUGUGACCCCCAGCCCCGAGAACACCUGAUCAAGCUUCCAGACGACUGUGGUCAGCCAGGCAGCGGCCCCAUCUACCUGGACGUGGGCCUUUGCCCUGACACCCUCUGCCCCAGCCCUGCAGGCUCGAGCCCCCGAUGUGGGGAUGCGGGCACCCGCUGCUGCUCAGUGCACCGCCUGGAGAGCAGGAGGAUCCACUGCUCUGACUACAUCCUCCCAGUCAAGAUAGUGGCUGAAUGUGGCUGCCGGAAAUGUCUGCCCCUGCGGGGGCUGAUCCGGGGACGUGUGGUGGCCGCUGACUCUAGGGAGCCCUUGCGCUUUGCUCGGAUCCUCCUGGGCCGGGAGCCCAUUGGCUUCACAUCCUACCAGGGUGACUUCACCAUUGAGGUGGCACCUUCCACUCAGCGGCCGGUGAUUACUUUCGUGGAUCCCAGUGGCCAGUUCGUGGACACUGUCAGGGUCCUGCCUUUUGACCCUCGAGGUGCGGGCGUGUACCAUGAGGUCAAGGCCAUGCGCAAGAAAGCCCCUGUCAUCUUAGAUGCCAGCCAGAGCAACACGAUAUCCCUCGGGGAGAUGGAGGACGAAGCCCCCUUAGGCGAGCUGGUCAUCCCGCCGAGAGCCUUCCGCAGAGCUGAUGGUGAACCCUACGCAGGGGCUGUGGAGGCCCGGGUGACAUUCGUGGACCCCCGAAAUGUCACCUCGGCGGCCGCCGCCCCCAGUGACCUGCGAUUUGUGGACGGUGACGGGGAGUUGGCUCCACUGCGCACCUACGGCAUGUUCUCGGUGGACCUGCGUGCUGCCGGCUCCGCAGAGCAGCUGCAGACCGGGCCGGUGGCCGUGCGUGUGGCCGCCAGCCAGAUCCGAAUGGCCGGCCACGUGGAGGCCCUGAAGCUGUGGUCGCUGAACCCUGACACGGGCUUGUGGGAAGAGGAGAGCGGCUUCCAGCGUGAGAGGUCGGCGGCCUCACGGGUCCGCCGGGAGGAGCGGGUCUUCCUGGUGGGCAACGUGGAGAUCCGGGAGCGGCGUCUGUUCAACCUGGACGUGCCUGAGCGCCGCCGCUGCUUGGUGAAGGUGCGCGCCUACGCCAACGAAAAGUUCACCCCCAGCGAGCAGGUGGAGGGCGUGGUGGUCACGCUGGUCAACCUGGAGCCUGCCCCCGGCUUCUCGGCCAACCCCCGCGCCUGGGGCCGCUUCGACAGCGCCGUCACUGGUCCCAACGGGGCCUGCCUCCCCGCCUUCUGCGAUGCUGACCGGCCAGACGCCUACACCGCCCUGGUCACGGCCACCCUGGGCGGGGAGGAGCUGGAGCCCGCCCCCUCCCGGCCCCGCCCCCUCCCGGCCACCGUGGGCGUGGCCCAGCCCUACCUAGACAAGCUGGGUUACCGCCGCACCGACCACGAUGACCCCUCCCUCAAACGCAAUGGCUUCCGCAUCAACCUCGCCAAACCCAGGUCCGGCGACCCCACCGAGGCCAACGGCCCCGUGUACCCGUGGCGCAACCUGCGGGAGUGCCAGGAGGCCCCGGUGACCGCCAGCCACUUCCGCUUUGCUCGCGUGGAGAUGGAAAAAUACGAGUAUAACGUGGUCCCCUUCCGCGAGGGCGUGCCGGCCUCCUGGACUGGAGAUCUCCUGGCGUGGUGGCCCAACCCGCAGGAGUUCAGGGCCUGCUUCCUCAAGGUGAAGAUCCAGGGUCCCCAGGAAUACAUGGUCCGCUCCCACAAUUCGGGGGGCAGCCACCCUCGGACCCAGGGCCAGCUCUACGGUCUGCGGGAUGACCGGAGUGUCCGAGACCCCCAGCGCCCUAGCACAUCUGCCGCCUGCGUGGAGUUCAAGUGCAGCGGGAUGCUGUUCGACCAGAGUCAGGUGGACAGGACGCUGGUGACCAUCAUGCCCCAGGGCAGCUGCCGACGCGUGGAGGUCAACGGACUCUUGCAGGAUUACUUGACCCGGCACCCCCCUGCUGCACCCGCUGAUGACCUGGCUGCCUUCUCCAUGCUGGCCCCGCUGGACCCUCUGGGUCACAACUAUGGUGUCUAUACAGUCACUGACCAAAGCCCAAGGCUGGCCAAGGAGAUUGCCAUCGGCCGCUGCUUCGAUGGCUCCUCUGAUGGCUUCUCCAGGGAGAUGAAGGCCGAUGCUGGCACAGCCGUCACCUUUCAGUGCCGGGAGACACCAGCGGGCCGGCCUAGCCUCUUCCAGAGGCUGCUGGAGUCCCCAUCGGCAGCUCUUGGUGACAUCCGCAGGGAGAUGGGCGAGGUGGCCCGGGCACAGGCACGAGCCUCAGGUCCCCUCCGCACCCGCCGUGGCAGGGUCCAGCAGUGACCCUGGGCCCCAGCCUCACUCCCCUGCCCUGCUCCAGACUCCUCUGUCCUUGGGAAGUCUCUUCAGGUUUCUGGGUACUUCCCUCCCCUGCCCAGAAUUCAGUCAGGUCCGAUGGUGGAAACGCAGGCAGAUAAUUGUUGCUGUGUGACGUGAAAUGGAGUUUGUCCUGACUGUGGAAGCCAGCAUCCUGGGGUGAUGGUCGGGGCUGGUGACCGACUGAGGCCCAGAGGGGAUCAUUCCCAGCUCACAUGCCAGCUCUGAUUUCAUUUCAUAUUUUGACCCUGAUUUCAGAUAAUCUGCCCUUUCAGAUUUCUGUGCUGAGCUGGAUGCUUUAUUGGGUCCUCUACCCUGAGUUUUGUUCUUGGGGUUAUUUAUUGAAUAAAUAAUAACAGGUGUGA
Balaenoptera musculus (blue whale) is the source of this 3875-nucleotide messenger RNA. RefSeq names its product cartilage intermediate layer protein 2 (gene CILP2). Lineage: Eukaryota; Metazoa; Chordata; Mammalia; Artiodactyla; Balaenopteridae. The record is from RefSeq and is a predicted model, not a curated record.